AUGGACUCCCCAGGGAAGUCCCCCCCCUUGGAAGGGGAGCACCCCGCAGAGGAAGAAAAUAAAAUUCUACCGACGGGUCAAAAUGAGUACAAAAUUGUGAGUCAAAAGAGGGAGGAGAAAAAGGAGAAGCAGAAAAAGAAGGAGAAGGAGAAGAAGCAGAAAAAGAAGGAGAAAAGCCAAAGCGGUGACGAACACGCCAUCCAAAAAUAUGAAGACGAAAAAAUCGUCCUAUUCCAAAACAACGAACUUGUUGAAUAUGACGCGAAGGACUUCAGGACAGGAAACAAAAAUCACAUCGUCUUGUUGGAAGAGGAUUACUUAAGUAGUGAUGAAGCCAUAUCGCAAAGAAUUCAAAAGGAUGUCCAUGAUUUUACUCCAAGUUGUAGAAGUACCAUUUUUAACUAUGAGGGGGACUCACCUGACGAAGGAAGAAGUGAGCAAGUAGAUCAAGCGAGGAGAAGAAGAGGUAGGAAAAUGGCUAGCUAUGCAUCUCCAAGGGGUGAACCAAAUGAGGGCUGCUACCCCGAGCAGGAGGAAAAUAAUCAUAUUGAGAUGCUAUACCCAACGGAUCAUUGCAGCGAGAGGAAUGUAGAUCCCCCUGAGGGGGGGUGGAAUCAUCAGGCACUCUGUCUCCAAGAAAAAAAUUACAAGUUAGUGACUCUGGCGAACGGAAAAAAACACAAAAUUAACCUAAAUAUAAAUUUGAGAGAUUUCCAGAAAAAAUACACCUCGGAGGAUAACAAAUCGUUUGAGUACCUCCUAAGGAGCAUGAAAAAUAAAAAUGUGGAGAGGAACAUGUACUCCCUGAUGAAGAGGAAGGAACACAAUAAAAAAGUAGACUACAUUGAAGAGUGCACAAGGAAAGGAAUAAAUUGUCAUCAAGUGAAUGCCAACAAAUCGGAAAAUGAAUUAAGCAGCAUGAUGUUUUCCUCGAGUUUAACAGUUAGCAUGAUGGAUGAUGCUACUGAGAGUAAGAUACAAAUAUAUCACGAAAAUACAAAAUUUUCAGAAGAAUAUAAUGAGGAUAUGAAGAGGCAGAUCAGACAGUGUUCUCAAAAUAGGCAGUUAAAAAUUAUGGAAAAAAUGAAAGAAGAUAAAGAGGAGCAGAUGAUCCAACAGGGGAAAUUCAACCUACUGGAAAGGAAUAACAGUUAUGAGUAUAUGCGUACUCCACUUAUAUUGGCUGGGAAGGGUGUCGAUAAGAGUCCCAUCAUAACAUGGGGGGUCAUUGCGAGCAGCCCUAAGUUGGUGGAAAGUGAGGAUGACUACAGUGUGGAGAGCAGCAGCGGUGACGACUCCGAUAAUCUGCGCAGUAGCUCCAGGGGGAGAAGAGCCAUCGCACAAGAAAACGACGAGACCGAUUUUAAUCCCAUUCAGGAAUUUAAUCUACAACAAAUUAAUGACCGUGAACGGGUUGCGGAGAAGCUGCAGAAUAGCCUGAAAGACAUCAAAUACAGCAAGGAAGCGUUAAAGAGAAAAAAUCUCAGCUUGUUGAUACAUCGAAAUUGUAGCUCCCGCAUGUCGACCACGUCAUAUAGGAAUUCAGUUCUGUCCAGGUACAGCCGGAAGCGACUCAGCGAAUUGGCCAUGAAAUCGCCGCUCGCGUCACAAAUUUUGAAAAAGAAGAGGUGA
Messenger RNA from Plasmodium cynomolgi strain B, 1632 nucleotides. RefSeq lists its product as hypothetical. Lineage: Eukaryota; Apicomplexa; Aconoidasida; Haemosporida; Plasmodiidae. The transcript is spliced from 2 exons. The record is from RefSeq and is a predicted model, not a curated record. Bases 1 to 1632 code for a protein of 543 amino acids. Gene Ontology annotation, cellular component: catalytic step 2 spliceosome.